Molecule: messenger RNA, 477 nt
Organism: Cyphellophora europaea CBS 101466
Lineage: Eukaryota; Fungi; Ascomycota; Eurotiomycetes; Chaetothyriales; Cyphellophoraceae
Exons: 1
Coding region: 1-477 (158 amino acids)
Source: RefSeq, a predicted model, not a curated record
AUGGCUGACGGGGAACGCUAUACCUUCGCCAACGCAGCAGCCGCCCCAGCCGGCAUUGCUGAUACCAUUCGCACCAUGAUCGAAGGUUGGGACGCCAUGGGCGAGUCUUGGCGGGAAGUCUGCCACCCCGACAUCGACUUCACGCUCGGCAAUAUACAUACAGUUGGUGUAGAUGCCGCAGCAGCGUCGCGUGCCAGCACUUUUCACCCAACCAACGGUCCAUUGACCAAUGUAUCGCACGUUCUCAAAGAACUGUAUCCCAAAGCAGGACACCCGGAUGGCGCAACCCAAGACGUCGUCUUCACUGGUACCGUCACAUACACCGUUCUGGGCGGCAAGGAUAUGGUAGAGGAUUUCGCCACCUUCUACCGGCUGUUGAAGCAAAGCGAGGGGACGUACAAGAUCAAGACGGCCAGGAUCUACAUCAACACCGUUGCACUAACUCAAGCUAUGGCAGAGCUGCAAAAGCAGAGUUGA